Messenger RNA from Pogoniulus pusillus (Red-fronted tinkerbird), 8606 nucleotides. It is a transcript of the gene MCF2L2, whose product is annotated as MCF.2 cell line derived transforming sequence-like 2. Gene Ontology annotation, molecular function: protein binding; guanyl-nucleotide exchange factor activity. The coding region runs from base 330 to 4148 and encodes 1272 amino acids. Gene Ontology annotation, cellular component: cytoplasm. Gene Ontology annotation, biological process: intracellular signal transduction. The record is from RefSeq and is a predicted model, not a curated record. NCBI's taxonomy places the organism in Eukaryota, Metazoa, Chordata, Aves, Piciformes, Lybiidae. The transcript is spliced from 35 exons.
CAGGCCCUCUGGUGAGGAGAGCGUUGCAAAGCAGCUGCUGCUGUUAGAGCUCUCCUGCCAGCUCCACUCCUCUCAAUGCCAUUCCUACCUCCAGGAUUUUUCCCUGACUCACAGCAUCACCAUCCAAAAGUCUCCCUGGAGGAAGGGGAUAAAACCCCUGCUGGAAGGAGCUUUUCUAGGUCCAUGCAUGACCGGCAGCAAAUUGGAAGAGGUGAGCAGCCGGCAGAAGAUGUGAGAGCUGGAAGGGCCGUGCCGUGGGAGUGGUCCUCGCUUUGUGUGCGAGCGAGGCAGUGAGUGCAGCCUCCCACUCCGGGCGCAUCUUUUUUUGGAUGCUGUGCGGUUCCCUGUGUGAAAUGCUUUUUUGGUUAAAAGAAGAAGAGAUGUCACAUCAGGAGCUCACCCAGCGACUGACUACAGUUAUCACCCAUGUGGAUGAAAUCAUGCAGCAGGAGAUACGACCGCUGGUUGCAGUGGACAUAAUAGAGCAGCUCCACAGGCAAUUUGCUAUCUUAUCAGGAGGAAGAGGGAAGGAUGGGGCACCCAUUAUAACCUUUCCAGAAUUUUCAGGAUUCAGUGACAUACCUGAUGAAGAUUUUCUGAAUGUGGUCACAUAUCUAACCAGCAUUCCCAGUCUGGAGGCUGCCAGCAUCGGGUUCAUCAUCAUCAUAGACAGACGACGGGACAAAUGGAGUGCAGUCAAGGCAUCCCUGACACGGAUAGCAGGAGCAUUUCCUGGAAACCUGCAGCUGGUGUUUGUCCUGCGACCUUCCCGCUUCAUCCAAAGGGCAAUCGCUGACAUUGGCAUUAAACUCUAUCGAGAUGACUUUAAAAUGAAGGUACCGAUCAUCAUGUUAAAUUCUGUCUCUGAUCUGCAUGGCUAUAUUGACAAAAGUCAGCUGACCCGGGAGCUGGGAGGAACGUUGGAGUACGGCCACAGUCAGUGGAUACAUCACCGAACUGCUAUUGAAAACUUUGCAAUGACAGUAAAAACAACAGCACAGAUGCUACAGACCUUUGGAACAGACCUAGCAGAGACUGAACUUCCCAACGAUGUGCAGUGCACAGAGGACCUCCUCUCUGCACACACAGACCACCAUAGCAAGCUGAAGGAUGAGCUGAAACUAGCUGUGAAGCAGGGAGCCACCCUACUGACGUGCAUUAGGGAGCCAGUCACUCGAAGUGCCAACAGCAAGCUCAGUCCAGACGAGCUGGAAAACGUGGCAACAGUAGAAAGGUUAUUGGCUCAGUUGGAUGAAACAGAAAAAGCAUUUGAUCAAUUUUGGACCAAGCAUCACCUAAAACUAGAACAAUGCCUGCAGCUUCGACACUUUGAACAUGAUUUUAGAGAGGUAAAACUGGCAUUAGAUAAUCUCAUGGAAGCACAAGCAGCUUUUGCUGACAUUGGAGACAGUGUGACUCGAGUGGAGCAGCUCCUGAGGGAACAGAAACAACUGGAAGAAAAAGGACAGGAGCCUUUGGACAAGGCCCAGUCUCUAGCUCUCCAUGGAGAACAGCUCAUCCAAAACAAUCAUUAUGCAGUUGACUCCAUUAGACCAAAGUGUGUUGAACUCAGGCGUAUUUGUGAUGACUUUACCAAUGAGACCAAGAAGAAGUAUGAUGUUUUGGGCAAGUCUCUUGAGCUGCAUAAGCAGUUAGAUAAGGCAAGCCAAUGGUGUGAAGCUGGAAUCUACCUCUUAGCUUCCCAAGCUGUGGACAAGUGCCAGUCACAAGAGGGAGCUGAAACUGCACUCGUUGAAAUUGAGAAGUUCCUGGUAACGGCUAAGGAAUACCAGCUCUCUAACCUGAAGGAGUUCUACAACCAGUUUGACAUGAUCCUCACCCCUGAAAUAAAGGCCAAUGCCCAAAGAAUCCUACAAAAACUGGAAGAUGUACAAGAAAUGUUUGACAAGAGACAAGUAAGCCUGAAGAAGCUGGCAGCCAAGCAGACCCGGCCAGUACAACCUGUUGCCCCACAUCCUGAAUCUUCCCCAAAGCGAGCAUCACCAAAGACUACCAGACCAGCAGGAGUAGCUACCAACAGGAGAUCCACAGAAAUGUCCUGUCCUCCAAAGACCAUUUCUGAAGUAGAGUUAUCAAAAAAGAAAAACAUUAAGAAGACUAAGGGUGGAAUUAAGAUUGAAGUCAUGCAUGAAGCUAGUCAAGGAGGAUCUAGCAGAGUCCUGGUAAUGAGUGAAAGUGAUGAGAAUUUGUCAACAAGGAGGAGCCACAUAAUCAAUGAGCUGAUAGAAACAGAACGGGUUUAUGUAGAAGAGCUUCAAAGUAUAAUAGAGGGCUAUGCUUCAGAAAUGGACAAUCCCAGUUUAGUACAUCUGAUUCCAUCUGCACUCCAGAACAAGAAGGAAAUUCUUUUUGGGAACCUCCCUGAAAUCUACGAAUUCCACAACAGGAUUUUCCUUAAGGAGGUAGAACAUUGCAUUGAAAACCCAGACCUCCUUGCACGAUGCUUUUUGAAAAGAAAAGAGGACCUCCAAAUAUAUGAAAAAUACUGUCAGAACAAGCCAAGGUCAGAAGCUCUCUGGAGACAGUGUGGAGACAGCAUCUUUUUUCAGGAAUGUCAGCGUAAACUGGAUCACAAGCUCUCACUAGAUGCAUAUCUCUUAAAGCCGGUCCAGAGAAUCACCAAGUAUCAGCUGCUGUUAAAGGAAAUGCUGAAAUGCAGCAAGAAUUCAGAGGGUACUGCUGAACUGGAAGAAGCUCUGGCUACAGUGCUUGAUAUUAUUAAAUCAGUAAAUGACUCCAUGCACCAGAUAGCAAUCACAGGAUAUGAGGGGGAUGUCAGUGAGCUUGGAAAGCUGUUGAUGCAAGGUUCCUUCAAUGUAUGGACUGACCACAAGAAGGGGCACAACAAGGUGAAGGACUUGGCUAGAUUCAAACCAAUGCAGAGACACCUCUUCCUCUACACAAAGAUGCUACUUUUCUGCAAGAAACGGGAGGAAAACACUGAUGGCCACGAGAAGACAGCUUCUUACAGCUUCAAAAAUUCCUUAAAGAUGAGCACUGUGGGCAUUACAGAAAAUGUAAAAGGGGAUAACAAGAAGUUUGAGAUCUGGUAUAAUGGCAGAGAAGAGGUCUAUAUCAUUCAGGCAUCUUCUGUUGAGCUGAAAAACACCUGGAUUUCAGAGAUCCGCAAAGUCUUGACAGGACAACUGGAAGCAUGCAGAGAAGCAAGUCAACUGCACCAAAGAAUCACUGAGAGUGUAUACCAUGCGCCAAUGGAGUCCUCCAAUGCAAGCAGGUAUAGCAGGAAGUCAUCAAAUAUAUAUGAAAACAAGUCUGAGACAUCAAACGUGGAAGCAUCUAACAAUAAAAACAGGAAUUCCAGUCCCAGCGCCAGGCAAAAGAGAGUUGAUGCUUCCACCAGCCUUAACCUUGAGCGCACAGCGCUUGCUAGAAAGCGAUUCACAUUGCAAGGUCUUUCCAACCGCAGAGCUCCACCCAAAGAUCCAGAAUCUAAGGACAGAGAAGUUACCCGCCGCUUUUCCCUAGCCUCCUCCAUCAGCACCACAGUUAAUGCUUCUGCUGUGACCAAAGGUCCCCUUGUUCCUGCUGUUAAAGUCAAGAGACAUGAAAUAAAGAGUGAUCCAACUCCCCUGGGGUUUGAAGAUGCUUUUGAGAACACCAUAUUGGCCCAGACUAAAUGUAAUACCAGUUCCACCACAAGACCUGUACCUAGAUCUGCUUCACAGACAGGUUGGCCCAGCAGGCAGAUGCCAUCUCUAGACACAUUUGAAGACUUUGAAGCCAUCCCCUCCAGCACAGAUGAACUCUCCAACUCUUCUGACUUGGAGGAAGAGACCAACCCUAACAAUGGGACCAGUCUUUUUCGGGUAGAAGGCAGCUUUGACAGCUGUUUCCCAGACUCUUUUACACUCGAGGAUGGAGACUUAGUGCAGUUUGUGCAGGAAGGAGAGAAUGGUCAAUGGUUAGUGAAGAAACUGGUCUCUGAGAAAAGUGACUGGGUCCCUUCCAGCAUAUUGCAGCCAGCAAAGGGGGACAGUAACAACAUAAUUAAGAACAACAGUACAGACACGUACAACGAUUCCUGCAGUACAGCCUCAGUAGAGUCAGACACCAAGGAGAGUGAGGUGGCCAAAAGCUUCCCAGCAGAACAGAAGGCUGGCAGAUGAAUAGCAGGACCAGCCUUCCUCAAGACCUCAUCCAUCUCUGUUUAUUUUAGGUGGACACUAGAUUGAAGUUGCCUUUUUCACAAGCUCUGAGGUUCAUAAUUCACUAAAACUUUGUCAGCACAAACAGAUGAGAACUGUGCUGUCCACCUGGCAAGCUGAGAAAAACAAACUUGAAAGAAGCAUCAAAACGUUCACAAAGCAUCAAAAUCCACCUUCAGUAUUAGAGGAGGAAAGUACUUCUCCUAUUGAUUAUCAAACUGUUUCAGAAGACGUGGCCUAAAUUAGGUCGACAGCAGAGCUGGAGUUACUAUGCACGCACCUUUCGACAACUUUGCUUGAACACUGAGUUACUGCAGAGGGACACAUGCAUGGUUAUGAGUUCUUGCUCUACCAUGGGUUCACCUGGAGGUGUUUUCCAUUUGCUUGCCUCUGGCUGUGCCUUCCCCACCCUCCUUAAUUCCAGCUGAUGCAUCACAAAUGUGCCCUUUUUGCUGACGGUCAACACCAAAAACAUCUCCUUUUAGGGUGGCUGUGGAAAAGAAACUUCUGACGUGGACCAUCAGAGAGGUUUCACACAGCAGUGAUCUGACUGUUUUUGCCAUGGUGCAGUGAACGACCUGCUGCAUACAGGAGUGAUGCAGGUGGCAACUCCUAGUUACGAGAUGGAGGUGCAGGGCUGAGCAGGGAAGCAAGGACGUGUGACAGCUACUGUGACAAAGAACAUUUUGAACCCUUUUUACAAUAGAAGUAAUUCCCCUGCCCCUCUGCAGUCCGUGGUUGCUGGAUCACAGUCCUUUGCAUUUGGUGCCAUUUAAUGUCACUUGUUGGAGUAGAUUGCAUGCUUUCUUUGUGUGCUAGGCUAUGGAGUAGAUACCUUUCAUCCCCCGUUUGGAAUACACAUUGCAAAUAGGCAGUGAGCAUUAGAUGCUCCAGUGAGUGGAUAAAGUGCUGUUGUUAAAUACUUCUCCAGGACUUUUGAUUAAAGGACUGUACCAAAUCUUUGCCACAUAAGGAUGUAACGUUUAAUAUAGGUGAUUACAGGUGCUGUUAUUGCUACACAAGCCAUUAGCUCGUUUAGAGCAGCUGGUAAGGCAUGAAGGCAUUUUGAUGGUAAUUGGGUCUCAGGUCCCAUAAAAGCUGCUAAUACUUUAGUAGAGAUAAGUAUUGACUAAGGGUUGCAGACAAGCAAUCAUCAGCCUGGUGAAAAGUGACCCUGGAAGCCCAAGAGUGAGUGACAAGCUUUCACUAUUAGGGAUUCUUUGGUUUAACCCUUGAGACUAGUGGUGCUCCCUGUAAAUAACAAAGGGCAUGUAAGCACUGAAAAUGGAGAUGAAGCAAACCCCAAACCCACUCUUUAGUAAUUGAGCCUCGGAGCAAAAUAGUAGGAGUCUGUAUCAUAUCUGCUGUCCUCUUUGCAGGGACUUGAAUGUUUUUGUGUCUCAGUGGAGGCUGGCAUUGUAAGCAAAUUAGUGUGUGAGUCAGGAUAGCUUGAAGCAGGUGGAUAGUCCCGUUCAGGAAAAAGCCUUGGAGGAGAUAAAGGCUUAUUCAGGUUUUGGUUGCCUUUGAAGGCUUAUUAGUUAAUUUUGAGUUGCACUGUGGUGUCAAGGCUCUUCUAACCCUCAAUAUCUAAACUCUCUGUGAAUAAUUUCCAUCUUUGAUUGAAGGACCUGAUUGUUCUGUACCUUUUUGGAAGAUAAUGUGGUCCGACAGAGGUAAGAGCUCGUCUGGUUUAUGCUGGUCAUUUACCUUCAAAAUGGCACGGAGGCUUUUAGGAGCAUGAAUCCUGUUAGGCUGCUGUAAUUGUGAGCAUCCUGAGGGAAGACCUGGUUCCUUGCAGUCCCCUAAGGAAAUAUGCAGUGACAUUUUCCUGUAGUGCAAUUAUUUUAUCCUGUCCUGAAGAUGUUUUCAUUUUUAUUUCUUUGUUAGCUUUGGAAAAGGGUAGGAAGCUUUGAUUGCACAUUAAUGAAUAGAGUAAGCUCUGCGUGUGUGUGUCUGAGAGAGAGAUGGGGAAGGGUUACCCCAGGCAUACAGGACUGCCAAAACUAGGAGUUGUGACAUUGCAGACAGAUGGAAAGAUGCAAACCUUCACUUUGGAGUUUCUCUGGAGGAAUCUCAUUCACUCUGAUGGUGAAAUGGAUGUUUUAACUGAAGAAGGCAAAAUCAGGUAUUUUCAUUUCAGUCUGUUUCCUACCUCUGCUGUGUGCAGGGUGGCUGUGUGCUAGUCCUAUAUUCCCUGCUGCCUCUGCAUCUUCCUGUAAAAUAGGAGCUGCUGAAUUUCUCAUGUCAGGGACCCUCCAGAGGAGAGCAAAGCAUCCAACCCCGUAUGUCCUGCUGUGCCUUCCAUGAGUGUCAGUGGUGGCAUCCUGUGGGAUAGUCUAGAGCUGGAGCAGGAAAGAGGAUUGCUGCAGAAGUGUCUCCUCUCUCCCAGUUCACCAUCUUGUCAUGACAACUUCAAAGGUAUGGGCUGGAUGCUAACAAUUCACCUUUCUGCUUUGCUUUUGAAAACAAUCUGUUGUUUAUUUUGGGGUGCAAAAUUUCCUCUUUUAUUCUGUUGGACCAAAGUUUAAGUUACUCUUGCAUCCUGUAUCUCGAGGAUGUAAGUCACUGCAGCAGUGGUGCAGCACUCUGGUCUCAGUGGUCUCUGGGAGCUGCUCAUAUCACAGCUAUCCUCAGACACUACUGAACCUAAGCAGGGAGCCCAUAACCAUUGUCUUCAACCUUCCCGCAGUGCUGGUGAGCCAAAGGCAGCUGCCUGCUUCUGUCUCCACAACCCAAACUCAGACUGUACUGCAACCACUGCAGCUGCUGCUGGUGAGUAACUGGGGCCCUUUCACAGAUCCACAGCAUGGUAGGGGUUGGAAGGGACCUCUGAAAUCAUCUAGUCCAACCCCCCUGAUAGAAUAAAGCAAGUUCACCUACAGCAGGUUGCAGAGGACUGCAUCCAGGCAGGUUGUGACUGGAGACACCCCAACCUCUCUGGGCAGCCUGUUCAGUGCUUUGCUUGGUUGAUGCCUGUGGUGCAAAUGUCAAUCAGACAGUGCCACACUGCUGGAUUUGAAUGAAGUUCAAUGACUUAACAGGCUGCUGACAAGAGAAACUGACAAGAAGUAACCUUCUGUCUUUGCUGACAAUACAAACUUGAGUUUAAUGACUUUUUAUUUUAGUAGUAGACAGGAUAGUCUUUUAAUUAGUGUACUUCUGUCAAAGAAAGUGAUAAUUAAGGGAAUGACUCUCCAUAUACAGUCUAGGAUCGGAUUCAGUAAUGUUCAGCAGGACUAGUGUGUAUGUUAAGGUAAACUUAUUCUGUAGGUAGGUCUUUGACACCAUCAUUUUCAGGUAGAUGGACCUAAAAAUCAUUGGUUUCAAAUAUGGAUUUAAUUUCAGUGUUGUUUGGAGAUGAAGUAGUGACCAGAAAGUAAUUUAAAAGUAAUGGUUGCUGUUAAGUUUCAGUCGUAGAAGAGAAAGGUCCAAGGUAAAUAAAUCUAAGCUGUAGCAGCACUCAUGGAUGAACAUUGUGCCCUUGCUGCUUGACCAGCAAAUCCAUGCCAGGUGCCUGGCAGUGCUCUCGGGGUCCAGACUGGUGAGACCAACCCUCCAGAGGGAUGUUUUGACUCGUGUCUCCUCCCUCUGCUCUGCUGCCACCCCUCUGUGAAACUUGCAGUAACUUCACAUCCUCAGAGCUCUGCCCUCUGCUCAGUUGCAUGUAGCUGGGUGACAGACUCUUUCCUUACUGGCACCAAUGACAAACAGACAGGCAGCUGCCAGGAUAUGUAAUACUUGCCAGGCUAAAAUGUAAUCUGGCCUGGUCCUCUCUUUCUCUCAUGUCUAACCCCACUGGGUGGAGAAUCAGACCAGUGGUCAUUGUCUUGAUCCCAAAUGGCUGCAGCCAAACUGUGUCUGAACACUGGCUUUUCUUGCCAGUGACAACAAAGCUCUGUGUGUGUGUGUGUCUUAUAUUCUGGUUGUGUAUGUGAUGAAAAGCCAUUUUAUUAUCCACAAUUUUCUCAGACUCUUGAGAUUUCAAACAGGAAUGGACAGGAGAAGCCAGGGGCUUCCUUUCCAGAAAUACUCAAAGCCUGACUUCAAAUAUAUGAUAUAUAUGAUUAGAAAUAUAUAAGGAGAAGAAAAAAAGAGCCAAAUUGUUUAUUUCUUCUUGCAGCUGGAGCUGAAAUAGCUGCUAACAUUUCCUCCCCUCCACCCCCCAGCUGAGAAUUGGUACAGUUUGUUUUUCUUACAUAUUUUCCAUGGUGUUGAUAAUGAUGUAUUUGUAUAUUGUGACUGAUGAGAGAUAAUCAGACAGGGGAAGAGCACAAGAAUUACCUGUGCUUCUUUUCCAGUCCAGACAGAAUGUAUGAAUUUAUUACAAGAGGAAAAAUGAACUUCCUGUAAUUAGGCCAUUCUGACCUGUGUAGAACCACACUUUGUCUGAGAUUUAUAAAGAUGAUAACUAGUACAAAA